AUUGGAGACAGAUCGGCCUGGGGUCGAGGCUAAGCUUGAAUAUGCAAAUUUGUUCUAAGCGAGGUUCUAAGGUAUAAUAAACACCUGUACCAAGCUGCAAGAUCAAGAAGGAAGGAAGCUUUUCAGUUUUUCAGAUACUCAACGAAGCAUGGCAGGUCAUGACGAAAGUAAAAUGAAGCUAGAAACAAAAAGGCAUUAUUUGGUUGGUCCAUAUGAGGCCCUGAAGAAAGGAAUAUUUAUCACUGCGUCGUGUCUCAUCAUCUUCAUCGCUCUGAGGAACUCUUUGAUAUGGCAUGUGGAACAGUGUUGGGGUGCUUCUAAGAACUUUUGGUCGAGUAUUUGGGCUGUUUUCUACUGGCUCUCUGGAGAAAACUUCUUUAAUAUGUACAUCUAUGGAGUGUGGUUGUUGGGAAUUUUUACGUUUACAAUAGGCAACAUAUUUUUCUUGGUUCUGGAUCUUACUGGCAAACCCUCAGUCUUUCUCAGAUACAAGAUUCAAGAGGACAAAGGAGUGCCUGUGUCUUGGAUGAAAUACAAGAAGGCUCUCUGGCGAUGUGCGUUCAACAUCGUUGUGGUUGUGCUCCUCUUUCAGUUGGUCAUGUACCCCCUUGCUGUAUUGGGGAGAAUGCAUGCUGGCUACGAACUACCAACAUUUGCAACCACCGUGCUGCAUUUCACUGGCUAUAUGGUGAUUGAGGAAAUUGGAUUCUAUUACACACACAGGCUUUUCCACCACCCUUGGCUGUACAAGUACAUCCACAAGACCCACCACGAAUGGACUGCCCCUACUGGCAUUACAUCAGUAUAUUCUCACCCACUGGAGCACUUUGUAGGCAACUUGGGACCAAUGGGGCUUGGACCAAUCAUUAUGGGCUCUCACGUGUCCAUUGCUUGCUUAUGGAUAAUUAUUGCUGUUGUGAACACUACCAUUUCUCACAGUGGCUAUCAUCUCCCAUUUCUCCCAUCUUCUGAAGCUCAUGAUUUCCAUCACCUCAAGUUUAACCAAAACUAUGGCGUGUUUGGUGUUUUGGAUCGUUUGCAUGGAACAGAUGAGCAGUUCCGUCAAAGCAAGAACUAUGAACGCCAUAUCGUUCUCCUGGGCCUGAAUCCAGCAAAGCAGCUUUUUCCUAACACUCAAAAAAGAAAUGCUGACUAACAUUUUUAACACGGACCUACAUUUAGUGUAUCAGUUAUUCAUUAGUGAUUAUAGUGCACUGUUUAAUAUCUAUACCCAUG
This is a messenger RNA of Halichondria panicea, 1236 nucleotides long. RefSeq names its product fatty acid hydroxylase domain-containing protein 2-like. NCBI's taxonomy places the organism in Eukaryota, Metazoa, Porifera, Demospongiae, Suberitida, Halichondriidae. Gene Ontology annotation, cellular component: endoplasmic reticulum membrane. Gene Ontology annotation, molecular function: C-4 methylsterol oxidase activity; iron ion binding. Gene Ontology annotation, biological process: sterol biosynthetic process. Bases 149 to 1156 code for a protein of 335 amino acids. The transcript has 7 exons. The record is from RefSeq and is a predicted model, not a curated record.